AAAGACUAAAGAAAGCAAUUCAAUCAUUCGUAAUUCGUUCUGUGGAUUUUUUAUCAUUUUUUAUUUCAAAUAAUAAUUUUGUGGAGAAUGUGGUAGUAGUAGCAAAUACAUUUAAAUUUUGUUUAUAAUGGCUGGCUUUGGGGAUUUUACUGGAUACAACAGACCUUUUGGUUUAGAUCCUAAUAGAGAAACGAAUGAUUUGUACGAUACCCGCUAUCAGCAGAUUUACGGAUAUCAUACACCUGUAACCGAGGAAUACCAGGGUCCUCCACUGGUAAUGGACGAUAUUCCCGAUGAAGAUAAUAAUGCUUACGUGACGACGGCAAUAAGUGUGGCUAGUCUUAUUACGGAGAAUUUGCUCAGUCAUCCUUUUAUUGUCCUCCGCAGGCAAUGUCAGGUCCACAACAGUUUAAGAAACUAUCAUAUAGUUCCAUACACACUUCUGCCUGUGGUGGCUAGACUUCACCGGAGACAGGAUGUCACUACACUGUGGAAAGGCAUCGGCUCCACUUGUAUUGUGAAAGGACUUAGUCUGGCUGUUGAAGAUGUGGUCACAAAAGCUACUGGAUGGCCCAAGGACGUAGGAAAAUGUAAUUCGGUUUUACAAUUCCUCCAGCACAUAACAUUAAAAUGUGUCAGUCUGGCAAUCAUCACACCAUUUUAUUCUGCCAGUUUAGUAGAAACAGUACAGAGUGACAUAGCCAGUGACAAACCAGCACUUCUAGAUGUGUUCAGGGAAGGUUUUGUUCGUAUCCUGGAAUGGGGAACACCAAGCAGAGGACGAAUGUUGCCAAUUUGGGCAAUUGUACUGCCUACUGCUGCACUUGGUGUCACCAAAUACAUUGCUCAUAUAACUCUAAGGAGUAUAACAGUCCGAAUACUACGGUUCCAACAGAGGCAUCGGCAUGAGUUGAGUGAUUCAUUCAACAUGAGUUACAGCAAACAAUCCCAAAACCCUCUGAUAGAGGACAUUAACCUGAAAGCUGGUAUUUUCUCCUUCAUCACCAUGGAAAUACUUUUCUACCCUGUAGAAACUAUCAUCCACAGGCUUCACAUUCAGGGUACAAGAACAAUUAUUGACAAUCUAGACACAGGAACAUCAGUGACACCAAUCCUAACUGGUUAUGAGGGAUUCAUGGACUGUUACAACACAACCAUAGCUAGAGAAGGUGUGGCUGGUUUGUACAAAGGUUUUGGGGCCCUUGUGUUGCAGCUAGCGGCUCACCUGGCCAUCAUCAAAUUAACAACUAUGGUUGUGUCAGAAGUCUCCAAUCUACUAAAACCAGCCAAGUCACCAACAAACUCAGAUGAGUCUGUACACUCACAACAAAAGUACCUGUUCAAUUAGAGAUAAAUAAUGCCUGUAAAAUUUUAUUGUAAGUGUAAUGUGCAACAUGUAAGUCGCCAUUGAGAUUUUUUUGAUAUAGAAUUUAAUAAAACAUUAUCAGAAUUUAUAUAAACUUUGAUUUUAUUAGAAUCAUUUAGAUAGAUAUUGUCAUAAAUUUGAUUAGUAAUUAACAAAACUUUGGUACAGUACUGGUACAAUGUGGAUGUGGUAUCAGACUAGCAGCUUUGUUUUUUUUUUUUGUUACUUUUUGUAAAAACUAGAUUUAAGUAUAACUGGAUAGCUUUGAUAGAUGUGUAAGCUGGUUAGAAACAAAAAAAUCUGGUUGUUCAAAUGAAAAUAAAAGUUUGGUCUUCA
This is a messenger RNA of Pectinophora gossypiella (pink bollworm), 1702 nucleotides long. RefSeq names its product mitochondrial outer membrane protein SLC25A46-like. Lineage: Eukaryota; Metazoa; Arthropoda; Insecta; Lepidoptera; Gelechiidae. The record is from RefSeq and is a predicted model, not a curated record. The coding region runs from base 128 to 1348 and encodes 406 amino acids. Gene Ontology annotation, cellular component: mitochondrial outer membrane. Gene Ontology annotation, biological process: mitochondrial membrane fission; mitochondrial fission. The transcript is spliced from 7 exons.